CUAUUCAAUGUGAAGGUCUUAAGGUUGCCGAAUGGUGACUCUGUUAACUGAGCAAAGUUCGUAGGAAAAUUGUUGAAUUAAAAAUUUAAGCUUGUCUCAACUAUUAAGAAGAAUUACCAUACACUAUGACAAAACCAACUAUUAAUCCUGAUCUAGAAGUAGAGAGGCGUAAUGCUUCUUUUAACGUUUCAAAGAUGACAGAAUUUCUCCACGGAGGGGUUCAACAAUUAAAACGCGUAAAGCAAAUAAAAAAGCAACUUUUAGGUGAAAAGAUAUUUGGUAUUACUAGUAAUGGAAAAUCAGCUGAAGAGAUUUAUGAUUUAUCCGUAAAGAAGAAUGUUAUCCUUUUUGAAUUGGUUGCAAAAUAUAAUUGGAAUAUUGAUGAUUUAACAAUAGCACAUGAACUUUUAACAACUGGAUUACCGCUAUCGUUGCAGAUUAUGAUGUUCAUACCAACUCUUGAGAGGUUGUGUACUGAUGAGCAAAAACAGAAAUGGUUGCCUCUGGCAAAAUCUUAUAAAUUAUUGGGAACUUAUGCCCAAACUGAAUUGGGACAUGGUACUAACAUAAGAGACUUGAAGACAAGAGCUGAUUUUGACCAGGAAAAUAAUCAAUUUGUUUUAAAUAAUCCUUUUCCAGAUGGAAUAAAAUGGUGGCCAGGAGGAUUGGGAAAAACUAUGAACUGCGCUAUCGUUCUUGCCAGUUUGUAUGUAGACAAUCAGUACAAGGGCCUUGAAGCUUUCCUGGUUCCGAUUCGUGAUAUGGAAACCCAUGAGCCUCUUCUCGGAGUUCAAGUUGGAGAUAUUGGACCUAAAAUGGGUCUUCUUGGCUCUGAUAAUGGAUAUCUAAUUCUGAAAAAUGUCCGAAUACCUCGAACAAAUAUGCUUAUGAAAUAUUCAGAAGUGGAUAGAAACGGUAGAUAUAUUCAACACGGAGAUCCUAAAGCUAAUUACGGAGCUAUGACCUUAUUAAGGUCAGGUUUUGUGAGAAUUUCAGCCCUCGGUCUUCAGGCCGCAGCAACAAUAUCUGGACGAUAUUCUUGCGUCCGAAGACAAGGUCACUUAGAUUCAAAGGGAGAAGAGGUUAAAGUGAUGGAUUACGUUACUCAACAGUAUAAGAUAACUGGCAAUAUAGUAAAUGCUUAUGCCCUGACUUUAAUAUCAAUGUCAACUGCUGACUAUUAUCACAAAGUCUUCCAAGAGAUAUCUGUCGACAAUUGGACAAAUUUACUCGAAUUACAUACAAUUACAUGUGGACUGAAGGCUUUCUGUUCCGAAAUUUCUUCGGAUGGUAUUGAAGUUUCUAGACGAGCUUGUGGCGGUCACGGAUACCUAGCAUCAUCGGGCCUUUCUAACUUGUAUGUCGACCAUUUGCCUGUAGUAACAGUCGAAGGAGAAAAUACUAUAUUGUACCUUCAGGUUGCUAGAUAUAUUUUGAAGAAAGUAUCCUCAUUCGCUCUUAAAGGGGAAGGUCUUCCUCCCUCACUUCAAUACGUUAGCGAACCUACAAAUGGACCAAUUUCGAUAGAGACUUUAACAGGAUUAUGUAAAAUUUUACAAAUAAGAUCUUCCUUUCAAGCCAAACGGGUUGCCGAAAAAUUUCAAAACCUUCUAAUGUCGGGCGAAAAUCAAGGAAUUGCUUGGAAUAAAUGCUCGCAAGAGCUAGUGAAUGCCGCAAAAGCACAUGUUGAAUGUAUCGGAGCCGAUAUGUUUAUGAGAGCAUUUCAAAAAUCCUCUACUAUUUAUCCCGAUUUGGUACCGAUGCUGGAGAAAUUACUAAAAGUCUACUUCUAUCAGAGAAUACUAGAGGGAGCUAUAGAUUAUGUAGAAAGCGGAGCAGUUACGAUUAAGAAUUUGGACGUUAUCAGAGAACGGCACUGUGAAUACUUAACAUCACUUAGAAAAGAUGUCAUUCCAUUGGUAGAUGCAUUUGAUAUGGAAGAUGAACAAUUAAAGUCGGCAAUCGGUUGUUAUGAUGGCUGGGCUUAUGAUAGAUUAUACAACGAAGCUCAAAUAUCUCCAUUAAAUAAACUUCAGGUUCAACCUGCUUUCCAGAAAUAUAUUAAACCACUUCAAAUCAAAUCGAAAUUAUAA
Molecule: messenger RNA, 2093 nt
Organism: Dimorphilus gyrociliatus
Lineage: Eukaryota; Metazoa; Annelida; Polychaeta; Dinophilidae
Source: the annotation of a GenBank genome assembly